AGUUCCUGGGGCCGUGGCACUCGGUGGCGGUGACAGUUGCCGGCUAUUUUGGGAGCUGAAGAGGCUCUGUGCUGUAAGGCCUACUCUGCAGUCCCAGGGUGAACUCUGGCACCCAUCAGCCGUCAGCCACCCCGCCUUCGACAGAGAGAGUGCAGCGUCCGUACAGUAGGCAGCUCACAGCUCUGCCCCCCUGUGUUUGCUAAACUCAAGUCUCUUCCUUGGAGAGAGCUUGUCGUUGCCAAGGAGAUGUGACAUGCUCAUUUCAGGAAGCCUCAAGCAACUACCUGGCAGUGUUUCUGGUAGCUCUCUGGACUAAUAACUAAAUAAUAACGAAAUAGUGUCUCCUUUUCUUCAGGAGCUUAGAACAGGUUGUUACUUUGUUAAUAUUCUGUGUCUUUAGGAUGCACAGUGGAAGGAAAUGGACGGGAACCACAGCAGAAGGCGUUGGGUUAAAUGUAAAGACUCAUCUCCCAUUGAUGUCCUGAGGAACGUCAGACACUCGUGUGGCCUCCUUUGCCUGCUCAGGGAAAGGGAAGACCCACCCACCUGGUUGGCCAGUGUAGCUCUGCGGGAGGCAGGGUGCUGGGCGCACCCGCUGUGCCUCCUCCGCGGCUGAGUCAGCACAGCUCCAGAGGCUCACGUGGGGAGAGGGCGUCUGAAUGCUGUGGUCACUGGGCAGGUUUUCAGGGAUGUGCCCUCUCCUCCAUGGCUUCAGCCUGUGCCCUCUGGAGGCAACAGAAAAGAGGAAAGAACAGCGGCAGCCACACCUCCCCGAGGAGCUGGGCUGGGACCUGUGUGACUCUCCUUUAAAAUUCAUGAGCAGGUCCGAGGUUUACAGUGUGCCCUCUUUUUGUAAUAUGGCGACGUAACAGGUCACCCGCUCAGAGUACUUGAGAACCUUGCUCGCAGCCAGUCCUGUUAGCUGUGGAAAUGAGGGCGAGUCUCUCUGUGCCUGUCCCCACUGAGACCCUGAGGCAUGGAGGCGACUCGGGGUCCGUCCCAGAUCGCAGAGCUGUGUCGUGCUCUGGACAGCUUCCUGCAGGAGUGGGAAUGAGCCAUCGGAACUGCUGCCCGUCAGCUUCCCAGGCGUGUCCACAUGCAGCAGGGCCGUGAGUGAGCGAUGGGCUUCUCUCUGCAGGCCUGUAUUGAUGAAAACCUGGACAUGGUGAAGUUCCUGGUGGAGAGCAGAGCCGACGUGAACCGGCAGGACAACGAGGGCUGGACGCCCCUGCACGCAGCAGCCUCCUGCGGCCAUCUCAACAUCGCAGAGUACUUCCUUAGCCAUGGCGCCAACGUGGGCAUCGUCAACAGCGAAGGGGAGGUCCCGUCCGACCUUGCAGAGGAGCUGGCCGUGAAGGACCUUCUUCUGGAGCAUGUGAAGCAGCAAGGGGUCGACCUCGAGCAGGCACGGAAGGAGGAAGAGCAGCGGAUGCUUCAGGACUCAAGGCAGUGGCUCAACAGUGGGAAGAUAGAGGACACCAGGCAGGCUCGCUCGGGGGCCACCGCCCUGCACGUGGCUGCUGCCAAGGGCUACUCCGAGGUCCUCAGACUGUUAAUUCAGGCUGGCUAUGACCUGGACGUGCAGGACCACGACGGCUGGACACCCCUCCAUGCCGCUGCGCACUGGGGGGUGAAGGAGGCAUGCUCCAUCCUGGCAGAGGCCCUCUGCGACAUGGACAUCAGGAACAAGCUGGGCCAGACACCAUUUGAUGUGGCUGACGAGGGCCUUGUGGAGCACCUGGAGAUGCUCCAGAAGAAGCAGAGUGUGCUUCGAAGUGAAAAGGAGACACGGAAUAAGCUCAUUGAGUCGGACCUGAACAGCAGAUUACAGAGCGGACUCUUCAAGAACAAAGAAAAGAUGCUCUACGAGGAGGAGACACCCGAAUCCCACGAAGCGGAGGAAGGAAACAAGGCGUCCAGCAGCUCCAGCUCGGAGGAGGAGGGUGAAGACGAGGCAUCCGAGUCUGAGACUGAGAAGGAGGCAGAUCAAAAGCCAGAGGCCGUUGUCAACCAUUCCAACUCAGAAAGCAAGGGCCGUAUCAUGGAGCAGACACCAGCACCAGCUCAGAAUACCUCCUCAGCCCGGAGGAUCGCCAGCCUUUUUAACCAGCUGGAGGAGCCCAAGGACGAGUCUCCUUCUUCAUGGCGCCUGGGACUCAGAAAGACCGGCAGCCACAACAUGCUGAGUGCGGUGGCCGACACCCGGGAAGCUGCGAGGGACCGGGGCUCCGCCCUCUCCCGCUCUGCGUCCAGUCCUCGCAUCUCCGCUCUGCUGGACAACAGAGACAAGGAAAGAGAAAACAAAAGCUAUUUUAGCUCCCUGGCGCCCCGGAGGCUCAGCAGCACAAGUGACGCUGAAGAGAAAGAGAACAGAGAAUCAGCUGUAAACCUGGUGAGGAGCGGCUCAUACACACGGCAGCUGCGGAGGGACGAAGCCAAGGGGAGUGAGACUCCGCAGACCAUUGCCCCUUCCACUUAUGUGUCCACCUACCUGAAAAGGACUCCUCACAAGUCCCCGGCCGACUCCACAGCAGAGAAAGACAGCGUCUCUCCGAGCACCCCUCUGUGUGUGAUCACCAACCGCCCCCCGCCCAGCACUGCCAACGGGGUCACAGGUGCCCCUCUGCUGUCCACGCCUGGGACGGACUCCUCCGUGGAAGCCAGGGAGAGACGGAGGUCGUAUCUGACUCCUGUCCGAGAUGAGGAGGCCGAGUCUCUACGGAAAGCACGCUCCAGGCAAGCUCGACAGACCCGGAGGUCAACGCAGGGAGUGACCCUGACAGACCUGCAGGAGGCAGAGAGGACCUUCAGCCGGUCACGGGCAGAGCGGCAGGCUCAGGACCAGCCUGGCCAGAAGCCGGUGGGCACCGAAGGGCUGGAGGGCCGAGUGGAGAGGCAGGAGCCCUCUGCAGUCCCUGCAAAGGAUGCGGGAGAGGGCCGCCAGCCCUGGGGCCAGGGUCCGGAUGAAGAGCCUGCCUAUCGUCGCCUGAGGAGUGCAGCCCAGCCAGACAAGCCCACCUCAGCCGUGCCCCCUUCCACACCAAGACCCGCCCUCUACACCAGCUCCCACCUGCUGCGGACAGGCAAACCCUCAGCCCCCGACGACACUGAGAGCUCAGAGACAAAGGAAAUGGACAGAGAUGAGAGUGAGGAGGCUGGUGUGGACGACUCGGCCUCUGGCGGGCUGUCCGUCCGUGAGAGGAGGCGGCCCCGGGAGCGGCGGAGGGGAACAGGCAUCAACUUCUGGACAAAGGACGAAGACGAAGCCGAUGGCUCUGAAGAGGUGAGAGAGUCGCAGCACGAAAGACUUUCUAGGUUAGAGUCUGGAGGUAGUAACCCUACGACCAGUGACGCCUACAGUGAGCGGGCCUCAGCAAGAGCGCGCCGGGAGGCCCGGGAGGCCCGCCUGGCCAGCCUGACCAGCCGCGGCGACGGGGACAGCAGCAGGGACUAUAAGAAGCUCUACGAGAGCGCCCUGACCGAAAACCAGAAACUGAAGACCAAGCUGCAGGAGGCCCAGCUGGAGCUGGCAGAUGUCAAGUCUAGACUGGAGAAGGUGGCCCAGAAACAGGAGAAGACACCCGACAGGUCCUCGAUGCUGGAGGUGGAGAAGCGGGAGAGGCGUGCCCUGGAGCGGAAGAUGUCAGAGAUGGAGGAGGAGAUGAAGAACCUCCACCAGCUAAAACAGAUCCAAACCCUGAAGCAGAUGAAUGAGCAGCUGCAGGCUGAGAACAGGGCCCUGGCCCGCGUGGUGGCCCGGCUCUCGGCGUCCAUGGAGUCCUCGCAGUCCCAGGAGCUCUAGCUCCCUCCUCCACCUCACUUCCC
Messenger RNA from Miniopterus natalensis, 3825 nucleotides. The record is from RefSeq and is a predicted model, not a curated record. NCBI's taxonomy places the organism in Eukaryota, Metazoa, Chordata, Mammalia, Chiroptera, Miniopteridae.